This is a messenger RNA of Musa acuminata AAA Group (dessert banana), 3453 nucleotides long. Its product is annotated as transcription termination factor MTERF4, chloroplastic-like. Lineage: Eukaryota; Viridiplantae; Streptophyta; Magnoliopsida; Zingiberales; Musaceae. The transcript has 2 exons. The coding region runs from base 178 to 1356 and encodes 392 amino acids. The record is from RefSeq and is a predicted model, not a curated record. Gene Ontology annotation, biological process: regulation of DNA-templated transcription. Gene Ontology annotation, molecular function: double-stranded DNA binding.
UCGCAGUAAUCUCCGCCAGAAAAAAAAAUGUCGAACACGGUAACGCACUUCUAGGGUUUAAGACGCAGGUACUUCCGGCCGAAUCGCGCUCCUCUAUACGCUGCUACGCCACCUUCGCUAGGUUUUGGUAAAGAGAAGGAACCAACAAAGAAGAAGAAGAAGAAGAAGAAGAAGACGAUGACAUUGAUGAAUAGGUCGCCCUACGUCUCUCUCUUGUCCAAAGCCCUUGCAUUCGUCCCUUGCUGUCGUCCGGCCGAUGCUGCCCUUUUUCUCGCAACCCAUUCUUAUUCCGCCGCCUCCGGUGCUCCAGAGAGCAGCCUUAUGGCUGAAUACCUGGUCAGCUCCUGUGGCUUCGAUCCUGAUCAGGCGGCCAAAGCCUCGAAGCUCCUUGGUCGCGUCGAAUCCCGCCACCAGCCUGACUCCGUCCUUGGCUUUUUUAAAAGCUACGGUUUUGACAACACCCAGGUGAAAAAGGUCAUAUCUGCAAACCCCCGGUGGCUUCUCCUCGACGUGGAGAAGACCCUGGCCCCAAAGUUCCGAGCUUUGCAGGAUCUGGGCUUCUCCUGCUCCGACAUCACCCACCUCGUCAGAUCGAAUAACCACGUCAUCAGCCACAAAUCCCAGACCAUCUUGUCCAAGAUCCAAUUAUGGCAAGGCCUCCUCGGGUCCAACGACUUACUGAUGAAGAUAUGCAAGAGAAACAGGUGGUUUCUCGGGUAUAGCAUCGAGAAGACGAUCCAGCCUAACAUUGAAAUUCUAAGGGAUUGCGGGAUCACGGAUCAGAAGCUCUCAAUGAUCCUAAGGCAAUAUCCCGUCCUCAUAACCCAGAAUGCUGAAACCCUGAAGGCGUUAAUCAGUCGUGUCGAGGGUUUGGGAGUACCUCGCACCUCGGGGAUGUUCCUCCUGAUCCUGAGUGUGCUCCAGAGCAUCUCCGAGAAGAACUUCAAGGCUCACUUGGAGUUCUUCAAGGGCUUCGGGUGGUCCGAGGAUGAUUUCCUUGCUGCAUUCAGAAAGGCUCCUACGUUUGUGCGAAUUUCUUUAAAGAGUUUGCAGAGGAAGAUGGAGUUCUUGGUAAAUGAAGCCGGAUGUGCUCCAUCUCAUCUUGCUCUUCGGCCAGAUAUUUUGUUGUGCAGUUUGGAGAAAAGGUUGAUGCCAAGGCAUCAGAUUGUGACAGGCCUGAAGUCUAGGGGAGUUUGCAUCAGUAACCUUAGUAUGUCUACAUACGCGAAAUAUCCAGAGAAGAAAUUUGUGGAGAAGUUCGUCAACCGCUACAAGGAGUAUCCAGAACUCAUUGAGUUGUAUAAUGGAGUCCCCAAAAAUAGAACUGCAUUUGAUCGUGGAAAUGCAUAUGCAUAGCACAAACUUUUGUACCAGCAAGUUAUGUUUCCAGGUUCCAAUUUUCCACUAUCCGCAUAACAUGAUCUACAGUUUGCGACCAAAUAAUUCCUGCCAUUUACUUCGUUUUCUGUGAAUGUAAGAUGAGUUUGGAUGCUUACACGUAGUAAGAAAAUGAAGAAUGUUGAGAAGAUUUGUGAUGAUAUUGCCGAUAGAGUUAAUUGCUUGUUGAUAAUCACUUGUGUAGACGCCACAUGGAAUUGUUAUUCUUGUCCCAUUCGUUUUAAGUCUACUGGAAGAUAUCAGACUUAUGUAGGUUAUUGGACAUGUGAAGUUUUGAUUGAUUUAACUAUGGAUAUUUGGUAAUUUAGGUUUCGAGUUUUGGUUAUUUUUUCAAAUGAUAAGAAGUAGGAUUCUUUUGGAUGGUAUGGUAGGAUGCUUUGGUGAUUUUGAGCUGGAUGAUGAGGCUUUUGAUUUAGGGCAAGGGUUGGUCACCUUUUAUAUAAAUUUACUAAAGUCCCUCAUAUCCUAAACCAAACCGAAAACCCAAAAAAGGUAGAUGAGGUUGCGUUUCAAUUUUUUGUAUAUUUUGUUUAUCAAACUUUGUUCUCUUUCUUAAGUGAUUAGUUUGAACCACUUCUUUCCUCUUGCUGAUCGGUCAAUUCAGUUGAAAUUUCUCUCUUUAUAAGUGCAAAACCUUAAUGAAUACCAGGUUGCCACCAUGAUAGUUUGAAGCUGACUGUCUUCUUGAGAAUGAAGUUGUAACUCUUAGAUUUAUGAAGGAAACCACACUUUCCGUAUUGACAAUGUUUUGUUCUCAAUUUAAGCACUGGAAUGUACAAGUUGUCCUUUACCAAUUUAAGCAUUUGAGUACGGGGGUGGUCUAAACUUCAUGCACUUCAGCUCAGACAGGCCAACUCCAUGUGGUCCUGCCUUUGAGACCAAGUUCCACGUGGCUGCCUAAGGGCCUGCCCAUUAAGACUGCUAGGGACUGGUUUGCAAUGUAAUGAAGAAAUGAUUGUAAAUUUCAAGGACUGAAUUGUAAAUCGAUAAUAACUUUUUUGAACUCUGUAUCCAAUUUGGAUGAGCAAUAUAGUGUUAGGUGCCUCAUAAAACCUAGAUUCUCUGUAUGCUGACGUGAUGAAAUUUUAAUAUGCUGUUAUUAGUUCAUAUUUCUUUUGGCAAUAAAUUUUAUAUUGAUGCGUCUAUUUUAGCCUAUAAUUGACGCAUAUUAAUAUUUGUUAGAAGUGCCAUGAUGCAUAAGUUGGAUGCUUGAGCAUGUGAAAGGUUGUUGUUGCAUGGUUGUGCAGCAUGUUGAUAUAUACAUAUAUGGAUGAUUGAACAACAUUGUCAUUAUUAGUAGGCAAUUUUGAAUGGGAUUAGUAGUCGUCAAACAAGCUUAUAAGAUAUUCCUUGCAUCUAUAGAAAGGCGUAUUUCUACUGUUGCCGGGCACCACUUGAUCCUAGUAAUGGACUAAUAGCAGGUAAUGUGAUAUGAAUUUAGUCUAUAAGGAGGUAGCUUCAUCCCUCGGACGAGUUCCGAUGCAGCAAAGUGCACUGAUGGAUGUGCUUUUCUCAUGAUGAAUUUGUGAGAUCUUUUAUCCUAAUUUAUGCUCUUUUUUCAUUAUUAUUCUUAUCUUUAGCUGAUUGCGUGGGACACAACUAGAUUUCUUGAUGUCUUGUUUCUACUAAGAUAAUCCCUAUCGAUGUGAAAAUUACAUAUUUCAGAUGAUCCGUAGCUGGGGAGCUAAGGAUUGAGAAGUGUUCGGUUCUAGCAAGGUACGUACUUGGUCAAAUUAAACUGAAGCACUGCUUACUCUUGUUGAGUUAUCGGGAUCAAGAGAAGCUUUGGAUGACUUGCACCCUAACGCAUGUUGAUCAUCGUAGAGACGUUUGGGAAACAGGAGUUCGGAGGAGAGGAACUCUCUUGAUGCUGCAAAGUCUAGAAGACCCUACUACUACUGCGCACAAAACAAGUGAGCAAAAGUUUUCGGGUGAUUUCGAAGAUGUCUCACUUUUUUUAUUAUUAUUUUCCUAAAAGAUGUCUCAUAUUUCUCUAUUUCUCAAAUGAUACCUUCUAUUUUGAAUAAUACUGAAAGUAUUUCUUACCAGCCUCAA